Molecule: messenger RNA, 2478 nt
Organism: Melozone crissalis (California towhee)
Lineage: Eukaryota; Metazoa; Chordata; Aves; Passeriformes; Passerellidae
Gene: FHIP2B
Product: FHF complex subunit HOOK interacting protein 2B
Exons: 17
Coding region: 2-2425 (807 amino acids)
Source: RefSeq, a predicted model, not a curated record
CAUGCUCAGCCGGCUGGGAGCGCUGCUGCAGCAGGCGGUGGAGACGCGGGAGCCCAGCGUGGACCUGCUGGAAGCCUUCACCGAGCACUGGACGGGUAUCACCGGCUACUACCUGGAGGCCACAGACGAGAGCGUCCCAGCGCGACAGACGGACAUCCCGUGGCGCCUGCGGCAGAUGUUGGACAUCCUGGUGCACGAGGAGCGGCAGCGCCCGCCGGGGGACACGGGGCCGUGCCUCGAGUUCCUGCUGCAGCACAAACUGCUGGAAACUCUGGGAACGCUGGGAAAGGCAGAGUACCCCCCCGGCAUGAGGCAGCAGGUCCUGCUCUUCUUCAGCCGCCUGCUGGGGCAGCUGCAGCACCCGCUCCUGCACUACCUCAACGUGCACCGGCCCGUGCAGAAGCUGCUCCAGCUCAGCGGGGACCGCCUGGGCUCCGGCACUGAGAGGGAGGAGGUGCAGUUCACCGCCGUGCUCUGCUCCAAGAUCCAGCAGGACCCCAGCCUGCUGCCCCACAUCCUGCAGGGAAAGAGCGUCCUGAACGGGAGGAGAGCCCCGGAGAGCCCCAGGACAGAGGGUUUGGAGCAUCCCUCGGGCACCUCUGCCAGCUCCACCCCCAGAAAGGAGGAUUUGGAGCAUCCCUCGGGCACUGCUGCCAUUUCUACCCCCAGGAAAGAGCAUUUGGAGCACCCUCUGGGCACCUCUGCCAGCUCCAUGCCCAGGGCAGAGAAUUUGGAGCAUCCCUUGGGCACCACUGCCAGCUCUGAACAUUUGGAGCAUCCCUCGGGCACCAAUGCCAGCUCCAUGCCCAGGGCAGUGCAUUUGGAGCACCCCCUGGGCACCACUGCCAGCUCCACGCCCAGGGCAGAGCAUUUGGAUCAUCCCUCGGGCACCGAUGCCACCUCCCCUCCUGCCCAGCCCUCCCCGGCACGCAGGGACAGCAACCUCGUCACCUGCCUGGUGGCACUGUGCAGGAGCAAGAAGAGCCGGGUGGCGCUGAAGGCUCGGGAGAACGUGCUGCUGCUGGCGGGGCUGUCCCAGGAGGCGGCUGCCACCUGCCUGGUGCGGGGCACUGCCCUCUGCCAGCUGCUCGUGGGGCACCUCUGCGACCUCUACAGCACCGUGCCCGCUGGCACCGACCCUGCUGAUGUCCUCGGCAUGGACAGGGCCAGCUGGAGGUCGCAGGGGGACGGCGCUGGGGACGGGGGGUUCCCGGGCAAGGAGAGCCUGGCAGAGUUCCUGGGCUGGCUGGAUUUCCUGGAUGAGCUGGUGAUGGGUGCCCACCCGCUCGUGGCCGAUGCCAUCAGCCAGGCCGUGGAGGAGAAGUUCUUGCAGGGCACCCUGCAGCCGCAGCUCCUGCAGAUGUCGGAGCUGGCCGUGCUGGGCGCCACGGCCGUGCUGACGGGCACGGUGAGGCAGCUCCGCUCUCCCGCCCUGCUCCACCGCCUGGUCCUGUUCCUGCUGGGGCCCCACCGGCACCCCGAGACCCCCGGGGACGCCCCCCAUGCCCUGAGGGCGCAGCUCAUCGAGCGCUGCGACCACCUGAGCGACGAGAUCAGCCUGGCCAGCCUGAGGCUCUUCGAGGAGCUGCUGAGGAAGCCCCACGAGCACGUGGCUCACAACCUGGUGCUGAGGAACCUGGAGGCCCGGGCGUACCUGCAGCGCGGCGCCGAGGAGCGCGGGCCCCCCGAGACGGACCCCGAGGAGGACGGGCUGGAGCUGGAGGAGGAUCCCUAUUUCACCGAUGGAUUCCCAGACAGCUUUGGGGUGACAAAAAGUCCUUCACCAGCAUCGACCCCGUCGGGGAAGGGGCGAGUGAGUGAGGUGGUGAGCAGCUUCCUGUGCCUGGUCCCUGAGGAGGCCAAGACCUCGUCGUGCAUGGAGGAGGGCGGAUAUGACACCUACGUGCACGAUGCCCUGGCCAUGGUGCAGGCGUGCCGUGCCAGCGCUGCCCCGUGGGGGUGGCCCUCGUGCCCCCGGCCCCUGGACUCGUGUCACUGCUGUCACCCCGGUGUGGCGUUUUACGAGGGACAUUUCCUCAAGGUGCUGUUUGACAGGAUGAGUCGGAUCCUGGAUCAGCCCUACAGCCUGAACCUGCAGGUGACCUCGGUGCUGUCCCAGCUGGCCGCCUUCCCCCACCCCCACCUGCACGAGUACCUGCUGGACCCCUACCUGAGCCUGGCCCCCGGCUGCCGCUCGCUCUUCUCCGUCCUUGUCAGGGUGAUCGGGGAGCUGAUGCAGCGGCUGCAGCGCGUGCCCCACGCCAGGGCCAAGCUGCUCCUGGUGCGCCGGCAGCUCCUGGGGCUGGUGCCAGGCGAGCAGAUGGAUCACACCGUGCUGCUCAAGGCCGUGGUGGUGCUGGAGGAGUUCUGCAAGGAGCUGGCGGCCAUCGCCCUGGUCAAGGGGCCACCCGAGGGGCCACCCUGAGCCCCUCGCCGAGCUGUCCCUCUUGUGGUGGCCCUGCCCACGUCCCGGUGGCC